CUUUGUAGGGUACCCCUUCACUUCCCCUUCAGGAAGUGGAACAGGAAAAAAAAAAAACUACGUUCGUCAGUAACUCUGGGUCAACCACAACUUAGACAGUAGUAAGCAGGUCAACCAAACGAAACAAGGACAGAGGUUGCUAUAAAAGCCAACAGGUACUCUCGUGACACCACACAGGCACCCACGGGUGGACACACGCACCGAAGGAGGCUCCCGCACGAGGCAGGCAACCAAGCAAAGUGACAAUGGGUAUCCUGCGUGCCCCAGCCAUGGUCAAGUCCCUGCUGCUGUUGAUGCUGGUGUUCCCCAUCUUGGGGGAGGCGGCAGCACGGAAAAUACCCAAAGCCGGGAAUACUGCCGUUUGCCCCACUCUGGAGGACCACACUGUGAGGGUUGACAUCCGCAUCCUCAGUCAGAAGCUGGGAGUGCCCCUCUCCCAUGUCUUCCAGAACCGCUCCAGCUCCCCCUGGGAUUACAACAUCACCCGGGACCCCAACCGGUUCCCCUCCGAGAUCGCAGAGGCCCAGUGCAGGCACGCGGGUUGCAUCAACGCCGAGGGGCAGGAAGACAGCUCCAUGAACUCGGUCCCCAUCCAGCAAGAGAUCCUGGUCCUCCGGAGGGAGUCCCAGGGCUGCACUCGCUCCUUCCGGCUGGAGAAGGUGCGAGUGGCUGUUGGCUGCACCUGCGUCACCCCCAUCGUCCGCUACGUGCGUGGCAUGAGAGCCGCAGGUCAGCUCAGCUGAAUAAGUCUUAGAGACGCCCCUUCUUACCCAGCUCUCUGCAAAGAGUCCUGUGUGGUUCCCAAAUUCUCUCCACUUCCCCGGGGCUCUUCACAAGAUCCACAUGGCAUCCCCAAAGCUCUGUAUUAGAUAUAGUUGUAACUUUCUGGGGCUUCAGAAUCUUAAUAUGGUUCUAAGAUGUUCCAAUGUCCCACGCCCCUGAAAAGAGAUGGAGGAGGAUGCGGGACCCUUGGCCCACUCGGCUUAUUGCGCUAUGAUGACCACCUCCCCGCCAUGCAUCACUGGGUGGGAUACAGUGCCACCUCCGGGGGCUCUGUUUGUAAAACGGGCUUUUGUUCCCCUUGGGUGAAAUAUAACCGCAAUGUAAGUGUGGGAGGGGCUGUGCAGGACGGGGUGGGGCGGGAGGGACAGGGAUAAGGACCUAGCACAUGUUUACUAAGCCUUUGCUAAAUAUAGAUGAGAUUGGCCGGAUAUUUAUAUUUGCAAGGAAACUGUCCAUGUAUUUAUGAUGUAUUGGUUACAGAAAAUUCUAGGAUAAAAAAUAAUAUAUCAACUACUAAUAUAAUAAA
This is a messenger RNA of Vicugna pacos (alpaca), 1309 nucleotides long. RefSeq names its product interleukin 17F (gene IL17F). The record is from RefSeq and is a predicted model, not a curated record. Gene Ontology annotation, biological process: inflammatory response. Gene Ontology annotation, molecular function: cytokine activity. Lineage: Eukaryota; Metazoa; Chordata; Mammalia; Artiodactyla; Camelidae. Gene Ontology annotation, cellular component: extracellular region.